Fusarium poae is the source of this 2106-nucleotide messenger RNA. RefSeq lists its product as uncharacterized. The record is from RefSeq and is a predicted model, not a curated record. NCBI's taxonomy places the organism in Eukaryota, Fungi, Ascomycota, Sordariomycetes, Hypocreales, Nectriaceae. The transcript has 4 exons. The coding region runs from base 1 to 2106 and encodes 701 amino acids.
AUGGUCGUUCAAGACAGCAUGAGACAUGAAGGAAAACUAUAUGAGCCAGUGCCGCAAGGUUGGCCCACUGACGUAGCCACAUUGAAGGACUCGUCUUUACCAAAAUGGCAGAACAUCCUUCUGUCAAGCAGCUUGUUUCUCAUACCAGCACCAUUUAUAGUACUCGCAGUGUACAUAAUUUCUCUCAACCAGCAACCUGAGUCGCAGCUCGGAAGUCGUGUUAUGGAGGCUGCGAGCAUUGCCGCAACGUUGUGGCCCAUCGCGUUUGCAGCUGUGCUUGGUACGGUGUUAAGAAGUGUCGCCCUGUACAGUUGCGAGAGAGGGACAACACUUGGUACACUUGAGAUCCUACUUGGCAGCCUUACACUGACGAAUACACUCAAGUCAUUCUUCUGGGUGAAGUUGUUCAGCUUUUGGUCUCCAAUCCUGAUGUUGGCCUGGACUUUGAGCCCCCUAGGUGGUCAAAGUGUGCUUCGUGCUGUGGCUCUGCAACCUGAAAUAGCAUCCUAUUCUUUUCCCAUCAUUUCCUACCCGUCCACCCAAUUUAGCGCCGGAUUUGAUGAACUGCCAGCUUUGUAUGCACUACCUUUCGGCCUACGAACAAUAUUCGGAGCAGCAUUCUCAUCGUCAGCCACCCGUUUAAUGCAUGUCAAUGGGUCGAGUUCCAAUUUUGAAGAGGCCUUGGAACAGGUUGGCGGACCCGAUGAGGCCAGACGGCUAUGUAAACAGGAUGUCUGGGGUAAUGUGCGGCUUCCCUAUUUGCAUUUGCUCGACGGAUACGAUUCCAACGACCCCCACAAAUGGGUGUAUGUUCCGAAUGACACGAUCCCUCCCUAUGAAGCCCUUGUCGGGAUACCAAUCCGUGGAGUACCAACCAUGCGAGCUGGAAACUCUACUAUGAUGGUCCAAUCAUCAUAUAUCUCCUUGUCGUGCAAACCAUGGAUCAAUGGAACCGCUUGGCUUCAAGAUAAUAUAUCACAGCUGGUUUUGGCCGAUUCUAUUGUCUCUGAAGGCGCCAUCGGUCUCAACUACCCCAACCACUCCUUCUUUCAAGCUUACCGCGAGAGUAGGGAGUCAAUAUUCGGCUCGCCAAAUGCUCCGCCGAAUUUCCAGUUGGACAUGGUUAAGGACAAGUAUCUCAACGAGACUUGGAAAGGUCGCAAUUCUACAGUCCUAGAUACAAGUCGAGAUCGACCGCUGAAGCAAAACUUGGCUUUCUUCGCCGCCAGUGUCAAUGACUCUAGUGAUAGAUUUUCCUGGGGUAUGACAACAUGCAGCCCCAGCACUUCCUAUGUCGAUGCUGAGGUAAAAUGCUCUCGGUCCACUGACUUUGGAUUCCUCUCAUGUUCCGUUGAGAGACUGCGACACACAAAAGGACACACCGUCAGAGCAAAUACCACUGUUUUCUCAUUUGCAUAUAACCUUCCAGUACUAGCAUGGACCACUCGCCUCAUUCCCGACCCAGAAGGAGGGCAGAACGACUUACUCAACCUCUUCUUUCGAGAUCCAACCCUAGCUCGUCCAAUUGGGGAAUUCUACAAAUUCACAGAGUUUAUUACACCACCACCAUUGGACAAAGUACCGUUCAAAAUCUUUGAGGCCAGAUUGGGAGCCAUUCUGAAUACAGUUGUCAGAGCUUCCUUCGAGCAGUCCAUCAUUGUUGGCGCUGAUGGGAUAUCGCCAUCCUCAAAAGUCAUGUCAGACAGAUUCAUCAACAACACCAUCACUCCUCUUGCAGAUUGGGCCAAUAGCACGGGAACGUGGACUGAAUUUGACGGACAGGUCUACAAGGUGGACUGGCUCUGGAUGAGUCUUUAUGGCAUAUCCUCCUUGGCCAUGAUCAUCUUUACUAUUGGGCACGUUGCCUUGCAGUGCAAAAUCCGGAGUCCGGAUAUAUUGAGUAGUGUUUCAAUGCUGACAAGAGACUCGACAUACUUUGCAGUUCCGGAUGGUGGCAGUAUGCUGGGAGGUAUUGAGAGAAUUCGGAUGCUGAAGAACGAGCAUGUAAGGAUUGGGGACAUCCAACCGCAGUUUGAUAUAGGCAAAAUUGCAUUCAGUAAUUGGAAAGGUACUGCGGUGCUUGACCGUGGACGGAGAUAUAUUUGA